Gopherus flavomarginatus (Mexican gopher tortoise) is the source of this 1198-nucleotide messenger RNA. It is a transcript of the gene PGAM5, whose product is annotated as PGAM family member 5, mitochondrial serine/threonine protein phosphatase. Lineage: Eukaryota; Metazoa; Chordata; Testudines; Testudinidae. The record is from RefSeq and is a predicted model, not a curated record. Gene Ontology annotation, cellular component: mitochondrion. The coding region runs from base 33 to 953 and encodes 306 amino acids. The transcript has 6 exons. Gene Ontology annotation, biological process: positive regulation of mitochondrial fission.
CUCCGCGCGGGCUCGCCGGCUCUGCCGUGGCCAUGUCGCUGCGCCGGGCGCUGGCGCUGGCCGCCUGCGGGCUGGCCGGCGGCUCCGUGCUCUUCUCGGCCGUGGGCGUGGGCAAGCAGCCGGCCCAUGGCGCCGGGGGAGACGCCGAGACCCGGUCGGCGGGAGCAGCCCCCGGGCUGCUGCUGCUGCCGCCCCCCGGCUCCUGCCCCGCGGCGCCGGGCUGGGUAGAGCGACCCGCCGGCGGGGGCGGCUACUGGGACAGCAACUGGGACAGACGUGAACCAUUGGCUCUUAUCAACCGGAAAAAGAAAAAUGAAGAGACUGGGGAAGAAGAGCUUGCUUCCCGCCUAGAUCACUGCAAAGCAAAAGCUACCAGACACAUAUUCCUUAUCCGCCAUUCUCAGUACAACGUGGAUGGUCGGAUUGAUAAAGACAGAAUUCUGACCCAACUGGGUCGUGAGCAGGCAGAGCUGACUGGGCGCAGGCUGGCAAGUUUGGGGUUGAAAUUUGAUACAAUUAUCCACUCCUCUAUGACCAGAGCAACAGAAACAACCGACAUCAUCAGCAAGCAUCUUCCAGGGGUCAAAAAAAUUAGUACUGACCUACUAAGGGAGGGAGCACCUAUAGAACCAGUCCCUCCAGUAUCUCACUGGAAACCAGAAGCUGUACAGUAUUAUGAAGAUGGGGCUCGUAUUGAGGCUGCUUUCCGAAAUUAUAUUCAUAGGGCUGAUGCAAAGCAGGAAGAGGACAGCUAUGAGAUUUUUGUUUGCCAUGCCAACGUGAUCCGCUACAUAGUUUGCAGAGCAUUACAGUUCCCUCCGGAAGGCUGGCUUCGGAUGUCCCUUAAUAAUGGCAGUAUAACCCACUUGGUGAUCCGUCCUAGUGGCAGAGUGGCACUUAGAACACUUGGAGACACAGGAUUCAUGCCUCCAGAUAAAAUCACACGCACCUGAUGGCCACCUGGGAGUUGUUUCUGGUCUCUCUGCACUAGUACAUCCAACUACUGUACCACUAAAUUUCUAUUUAAUGCUGUUUUAAAAUUGUACUUUAAGCCUCUCAUCUGCUUUUCAGUCCAAAAAAGAUGAAUUUGCAUUUCUUCAGCGUUCUAUGGACUUUACUUAAUCACUUCAUACAAUGAAGAGUAGCACCUCCCUGCUCUGAGAUGUGGAGUACAAAAAGACUGAUGAAAGGAUAUUUG